Messenger RNA from Syngnathoides biaculeatus (alligator pipefish), 2932 nucleotides. It is a transcript of the gene camkvb, whose product is annotated as CaM kinase-like vesicle-associated b. The transcript is spliced from 11 exons. Gene Ontology annotation, molecular function: calcium/calmodulin-dependent protein kinase activity; ATP binding; calmodulin binding. NCBI's taxonomy places the organism in Eukaryota, Metazoa, Chordata, Actinopteri, Syngnathiformes, Syngnathidae. The record is from RefSeq and is a predicted model, not a curated record. Bases 244 to 1536 code for a protein of 430 amino acids. Gene Ontology annotation, biological process: peptidyl-serine phosphorylation. Gene Ontology annotation, cellular component: intracellular anatomical structure.
UCCAGUAUAGGGUUAGUUAGUGUUUUAUCGCGUAUUUGGGUUAUUUAACAAAAAAUAUGGUUAAGAGGUGUAGUCACGGACUUUGUAAUAGUGACGACAGGUAUCCUGAAAGGCUAGUUGGUGGAAUUCGAUUCGUACCCUUUCCAAAACCGAAGACCCAGUACGAAAAAUGCCUUCGAUGGAUCAAACUUUGUGGAAGACCGCAUCAUCAACUAAAUCCAUCUAAUAUCAACCGGAACACAUAUGUUUGCACGAAGGUCAGGAGCAGCCAUGCCAUUUGGCUGUUUAACAAUCGGCGAAAAAAAGGAUUAUCACAGUCCUUCAGAUGUGACGGACAAGUAUGACAUGGGUCAAAUUGUUAAAUCGGAGGAGUUCUGUGAGAUAUUCAGAGCCAAGGACAAAAAUACGAUGAGAAUGUACACAUGCAAAAAGUUCCUGAAGAAGGAUGGAAGGAAGGUGCGCAAAGCUGCAAAAAAUGAAAUCCUCAUCUUAAAGAUGGUGAAGCAUCCCAAUAUUCUCCAACUGGUGGAUGUCUUUGAGACUAAAAAGGAAUACUUCCUCUUUCUUGAGCUUGCAACAGGAAGAGAAGUGUUUGACUGGAUCCUGGAUCAGGGCUAUUACUCAGAACGGGAUACCAGCAAUGUGGUGCGCCAGGUCUUGGAAGCUGUCGCCUAUCUCCACUCUCUGCACAUUGUUCACAGAAAUCUGAAGUUGGAGAACUUGGUUUACUACAACCGCCUGAAGCACUCUAAAAUAGUCAUCAGUGACUUCCAUCUUGCCAAGCUGGAGAAUGGAUUAAUCAAAGACCCCUGCGGGACACCAGAGUAUUUGGCACCCGAGGUUGUUGGUAGACAGCGAUAUGGUCGGCCUGUGGACUGCUGGGCGACAGGUGUCAUAAUGUAUAUUCUACUGUCGGGAAACCCUCCUUUCUAUGAUGAGAGUGAUGAGGAUGAUUAUGAAAAUCAUGAUAAGAACCUGUUCCGAAAGAUCCUUGCGGGUGAUUACGAGUUUGACUCUCCAUACUGGGAUGAGAUCUCAGAUUCAGCUAAGAGUCUGGUUGCACGUCUGAUGGAGGUGGAUCAAGACCAGAGACUGACAGCCCAGGAGGCUAUAAACCAUGAAUGGAUCUCUGGUGGUGCAGCUUCUGAUAAAAACAUCAAGGAAAAUGUAUGUGCACAAAUUGAGAAGAACUUUGCGAGAGCCAAAUGGAAGAAAGCUGUGCGGGUCACCACAAUUAUGAAGAGACUGCGAGCAACUGAGCAAAGUAACACAAACGUCUCCAGUCCAUCAGCCAGCGCCACAGUAGACCCCACAGCUCCCGAGGCUGCUGCAGAGCCAUCUGCGCCUUCACCUGCUGCCACCAUGCCACAGGAAGUGCUCACAGAGCUAUACGAGCCAGUUCUCGAGGCCGUAGAUGGGGCACAGCAACAACCGUCGAAUCCACCGCAGCAAGAAGCAGAGCCCAUAUCUCGCUGCAAUGGAGAUACUGCGGCUCCGCUCCAUGUAGGCAGUGAUGAGGGAGAUGGACAGGGCUAGGCCCCCUUUUACCCUUACUGCUGUGACCUCUGCAUACCUGCCAACUCCUGCACACUGUACAUUAGCUGCUAGCAUGGUGAUGCUGACUCUGCUUCUUUCUUACUUGCAGCAUUAUUAUCAUCUGGAGGCUGCGUGUUACCCUUCCCAAGUGCUCUGUGUUGCGUUAGAAUUCUAUUUAAAUGAAAUGCAUCUUAUUUUACUAGCCCCUGGUGUACAACAGAUUCUCUGAAAUAUUAAUAAGUUUGAAGGGGAAGAACAGCUUUGCUGUCAAGUUGUGGCUUAACAAACACUUCUUUCUGUUAUGUCUCUCAGUGAUAAGAAUUUAAGUAGUCUAAAUCAGUGUUGAUUCCUUCAUAAAAGCUGACUCGGAAAUAUCUGUCUGCCAGUAUUUGUUCUUUAAAACAGACAAAAGUUUAAACUUGAGAAUGUUAACUCCCCCCUUGUUCUGUCAUAUCAACAAUACCUAACAGUUACUGACAAUGCUGAAAUACACGAAAAUUUGUACAAAAAAACAAAAACAAUUCGGCCCUUUGCUUACCCCCUGGUCAGGAAAGAACCUCAUAAAGAUUUUGUACAGCGAGAACUUUGUAGAAGUAGCUGAAAAGCAUGCAUUCUCACUUUUUGCUGUUUAUUUUGCAUUUAGAGUGGAUAUAAAAUGUCUACACACCACUUUUCAAAUGACACUCAGAUAAACCAUUUCAAAACCUUUUCCAGCAUUAAUGUGACCAAUAGCCUGUUGAACAUGAUUGAAAAAAAGUACAAAAAUCAUUUGAAAAAAUGUGCUUGCAAAAAUGUGCACAGUUGGGAUGUAGCUGUGUGUGCAGAAUUUAUUUUAUUUCUUGAUGGUUUGUGAUAAAUGGGAGCACAGCUGAUACCUUGCAAAGUGCCUCUUAUUAACCAAAAUAAAACCACAGCAACACAUUUUCCCAAAUGAUGGGGAAUUUUUUUUUAUAGUUCGAUGAAACCAACAUUAAACUUUUUGACUCGAAUUCCAAACGGUCCAUUUGGUGCAAAUACACUACUGCAAUGAAGCACCAUUAGGCUUCUGCUAGAGAGCUAAAAAGAAGGAAAAAAAAAGCAGCCAGAAAGCCCAGAAUAAAUUGAAGUGGAAUGUUUUAGGGGUUUGUUAGAGGCCCUUUAAUUGGUUAGUGCUGCCUAUUUAACAAUAGUUUGAACUCUGAACACGGCCACAUCCCCAGUUUUAAGCAGGUGUGUAGACUUUUAUAUCCACUUGGUGUAUCGAAAAGCACUGGAUCUAACUUUACACUUGACACAUUGUGUGUUGAAACUGUUUUAAGAGUGUCCUUUACUUUAUGUGCUUUUACUCUAUGUGCUGUUUUAUUUUUUUGCCUAGUCAUGUUCACCUUUGUCUGAUUAAAAAAAAAAAAGAGCAGUA